This is a messenger RNA of Cladophialophora bantiana CBS 173.52, 1422 nucleotides long. RefSeq lists its product as uncharacterized. Gene Ontology annotation, cellular component: cytosol. Gene Ontology annotation, biological process: pentose-phosphate shunt; pentose-phosphate shunt, oxidative branch. NCBI's taxonomy places the organism in Eukaryota, Fungi, Ascomycota, Eurotiomycetes, Chaetothyriales, Herpotrichiellaceae. The transcript has 5 exons. Bases 1 to 1422 code for a protein of 473 amino acids. Gene Ontology annotation, molecular function: phosphogluconate dehydrogenase (decarboxylating) activity; NADP binding. The record is from RefSeq and is a predicted model, not a curated record.
AUGGGUCAAGAGAACCGCCCAGAGUUCAAGAAGCUUGGCGUGAUUGGGGUGGGAAGCAUGGGUGGCAUGAUGUCCCUGCUAUAUGCUGAACAUGGAGUUGAGGUUCACUACUGCGACCCGAGGAUGAGUGAGGAAAACGUCAAGCAACUCCAAGAACACGCUGAAUCCAUCCAUGGUAGCAAUCGUAUUGAGCGCCAGAAAGACUACAAGGAGCUCUGCGAAAACAUUUUGUCACCAGACUCACCCAAGCUCUUCGUCUUCAGCAUACCUCACGGUCCCGUCGGGAACAAGACUGUUGAAAAAGGCCCUCGACCCCGAUGGUAUCCACUAUAUUGGCUGCGGUGUAAACGGCGGGUACCAAAGCGCCAGACACGGUCCCUCUAUGUCCCCCCCGGAGGCGAUGCCGAGACUCUGAAGAAGAUAAUCCCGUUCCUUGAGCGAGUAGCCGCGAAAGACAAGGAAAGACGCCCGUGUACAACGUGUAUUGGACCAGGAGGGAGUGGGCACUACGUGAAGAUGGUUCACAAUGGCAUUAAACAAGGCAUGAUGUCUGCCAUUGCCAAAGUCUGGUUUAUAAUGAACAGAUGCUUGAAGAUGGCAUAUGAAGCAAUUGCUGACACAUUCCAGUCGUGGAAUGAAAGUGACCCGCUCAGAGAUAACUUUCUGGCGGCAAUUGGCGCGGACAUCAAUCGCACCAAAGACCAGGAAGGACACUUCGUGCUGGCCAAUGUCCUCGACAAAGUCGUCCAAGACGUUGGUAACUCUGAAGGCACAGGCGUCUGGACCUGCGAUGAGACGGUUCGUCUACGCGUGCCCUCAUCCACCAUUUUCAGUGCACACUUGCUCCGACUUGAUUCGGCAGAUGCAGCCAAGCGCGAGAGAGUCAACAGGGCCUUCAAAGGCGGCGCAACACAACUGACAACCAUCAAGUUGGAGGGGCUUGGCAUCAUCAAAGCCAUGGAUCGCGAGCAAGACUGGAACCUCGAUUACCGAGCCAUCCUGCAGAUCUGGCAAGGCGGCUGCAUUAUCCAGAGUGACUACAUCUCGGACCUGCUCGACCGGGUCCUGUCAUCACGAUCUGACACUCAGUCUCCUAAGGGGAUCGCCGUCGACGACCUCCUCUCGCAAGACGACGUCGCCGCAGAGUGGGGGACUUGUUUCCCGUCGCUGAAGAACGUGGUCCUCAAAUCCCUCGCGGUCGAUGCCUACAUUCCAUAUCUCUCUGCCACGCUCGAGUACAUCACAUAUUCGGGCUCGACGGAGCUGCCCACGCAGUUCAUGGAGGCCGAGCUGGAUUACUUCGGCGCGCACAGCUUCGAUCUGAAGUCCGAGUGGCCCGGAAAGCCGCUCAAGGGAUCCCAUCACUACGAGUGGAAGCCGCCCAAAGGCAUAUUUGGCGAGAAGUUGGACGGGACGAAAUAA